Messenger RNA from Zea mays, 933 nucleotides. Its product is annotated as translation initiation factor IF-2-like. The coding region runs from base 371 to 826 and encodes 151 amino acids. The transcript has a single exon. The record is from RefSeq and is a predicted model, not a curated record. Lineage: Eukaryota; Viridiplantae; Streptophyta; Magnoliopsida; Poales; Poaceae.
GCUGGGACCUCCCACCUCUACCCCUUCUCUCAGGCGGCCUACCUCCCUGCUGCUAGCGCACACGCUCAACCGCCCCUGCUACCCUCCUCCAAGCGCCCAUGGCGCGCCGCUGCUCCUAGCGCGACCCGUGGGCCACGCUCCCCGCUGCCGGUCGCGGCGGGAUCCACGCCGUCGUCGCCUGGCACGCAACGCUGGAGCUCCGCGCCCGCGUGCCACCUGGGUCUACGCUCACACGACGGUGCACCCGCCGACGAGCCCAACCGGAGCUCCUCCUAGCCGUCGGGGCAUCGGCUCUCUCUUCGUUUGGCCGCUGACCCGCUCGUGGCCACCAAGCUCGCGACGUCGCCGCUCCCCAUGUCGGCGCGGCCCCAUGGCCGCGCGCCUGCCACCAGCAGCGGCGCGGCGCUUCUCCCCGCUCGCCGGCGAGCCCCGCCUGUACUUCCCCCAGCAGCCAGGCCGUCGGCUCUCCCUCCCUCGCGCCCUCUCUCUUCCCCAGCUCCCUUGUCGUCGUCUGCCUCACCAUGGCGCGGCCAUCCGCCGCCACCCCUCCCCCUGCGGCAGUGGAUCUGCAUGCCCCUCCCCUCUGGCUCCGGAGGCGCGGUCGCGACCCCCUCCCUUCCCCGGCGGCUUAAAUCCGCCUCGGCCUGACCCGGCAAGGGCCUUUCCCGAUGGCGUCCCGCUCGUCGGCAAUCGGCCUCCCUACCCGGCCAGCAGCCGCCGUGGCCUCGCGGGCACUCCCUUCCCCAACGGUCGCCGACCCUUCUUCCAUGGCGUGGUUACACUGCAUCGGCAUCUCCGCUCGCGCAGCCCCUCGUCAUCGCGCUAGCCACCUUACUGCACGUGCCGACACCUAGCAGCGCCAACUCUUCGAGCUUAUUCCGUCGUGGCGUCAAACCCCUCUAAGGGCGUGUUCGGUUGGAUUGAGAGAGAUUG